GAGGCCACCUCGCUCCAGACCCGUCGGAACCUCGCUUCCCCCGCCGGCCCCGCCCGUUCCUGGGCCAGUUCCCGGGCCUGUCGGUGGCCAUGGCGCUGCUGCUGCAGCGCGGCCUGCGGGCGGUGCCGCUGCUCGCCUGGGCCCCGCGGCGGGCGGCGGCGACGCGGCCCGGAGACCCGGAGCCGCCGGAGCCGGCGCUGGAGGAGGCGGAGAGGGCGCGGCGGCGGCGGCGGGCGGCGCGGAUGGAGCGGCUGCGGCGGGAGCUGGGCGGGGGGCGCGGAGCCCCCGAGCGCGCCCUGACCUGGCAGGCGAUGGAGCAGCUGCGGUUCCUGCGGCAGGAGCUGCCCGAGGAGUGGCCGCUGGAGCGCCUGGCACAGGGCUUCGGUGUCAGCACCGACGUGGUGCGGCGGGUGCUGCGGAGCCGCGGCUGCCCCUCGCCGCGCCGCCGCCUGCGGCAGGACCAGCGGGCGCUGAGCGGCACCACCGCAGCACCGGCGGGACGGGGAGCGGGGGACGGGCGCGAGGUGCGCGCCCCCGACGGGACGCUGCUGUAUCGGCUGCCGCGGGGCUGGGGCGGGCCGGGGCCCGGCGCGCAAUAAACGGAGUUGGGACCCGC
This is a messenger RNA of Oenanthe melanoleuca, 616 nucleotides long. It is a transcript of the gene NGRN, whose product is annotated as neugrin, neurite outgrowth associated. The coding region runs from base 90 to 599 and encodes 169 amino acids. Lineage: Eukaryota; Metazoa; Chordata; Aves; Passeriformes; Muscicapidae. The transcript is spliced from 3 exons. The record is from RefSeq and is a predicted model, not a curated record. Gene Ontology annotation, cellular component: nucleus.